This is a messenger RNA of Zophobas morio, 1834 nucleotides long. Its product is annotated as potassium/sodium hyperpolarization-activated cyclic nucleotide-gated channel 4-like. Gene Ontology annotation, cellular component: HCN channel complex. Gene Ontology annotation, molecular function: voltage-gated potassium channel activity. Gene Ontology annotation, biological process: sodium ion transmembrane transport; regulation of membrane depolarization; potassium ion transmembrane transport. The transcript has a single exon. NCBI's taxonomy places the organism in Eukaryota, Metazoa, Arthropoda, Insecta, Coleoptera, Tenebrionidae. Bases 41 to 1834 code for a protein of 597 amino acids. The record is from RefSeq and is a predicted model, not a curated record.
AUCAAGGAAUCGAACUUCAUCUGUCAGACGAGUGUUAUCGAUGGAUUUCUUCAGGCACGAUUGCUCACUGACCAGAGAAGAAAAAGGGGAUAUUAUAAAGUCUCCUUACUCCUCUCGGUUACAAGCCGCCCUUUUCUGGUUUAGGGAAAUCACGACGGUGGAGAAGAACGAGCGUAGUCGGAGGUAUUUUCGAAGUAUGGCCACGCUCUUGAAGGAGAAGAAGCGGCACUUGUUGACCAAGCAGUACGUCUACAUCAUACACCCCUUCAGCAGGUUCGUGAGGUACAGGCAAAUGUUCAUGUUUGUGGUGUUGUUCUUGUCGAUGUGGAUCGAUCCCUACUUGGGGUCCUUCUACGCCAAAGUGUACUUCAAUCCGAAAAGAGGGCGUAUUCCUGUCGACGGGAUAGAGUUGCUUUUGGCCAUCUGUUACACCAUAGAUCUAACUGUAUGUUUCUUUAUCGGAUACGACGUCGAGAAAACGCGGCAAGUGGUUUUGCAGCAGAAGAUGAUCGCCAAGAGAUACCUGCGAACCUUGUUCUUCUUCGACUUCAUACCCCUCCUCCAUGCUUACAUUGCGUUUUUCUUUAGGGGAUACAUUUCCACAGAGAUCCAAGUGCUUAUAUAUACCAUGAAGAACCUCCGCAUAGUACGAUUAUACACCAUGACUCAGAAUUUCAUGACGGUGUUGAAACGCCUAAGAUUCAAAGAGCUGCAGCGAAAAAUCUGCGCCUUCGUGCUCUUAGGUUGCUUAUUUCUACAUUUCUGUGCCUGCCAUAUAUGCUACCUUGCGGUGACGCACGAACUAUCGGGGUAUGAUAACUCGGACUCGUGGCUACACCGUCUCGAGGCAUCCCGCGCCGUCAAAGUGCAAGCCCUCGAUACCGCCGUUGAAGACCCCGUACAACUGAAAUACCUCCUUUUCAUCCAGUACUACGGAACCUUGUCCGACUACUUGGAGCAGUUCCAAAUCAUCGCGUCCCAUUUCGUGGGCGCCGGAAUCGGCAACUACAAAACCGGCGACGAGAGCGAGAUGAUGAUCUUCUCCCUGCUGCUCAUCACGGGCUUGCUCUACUGGAUCGUGAUGAUCGCCCACGUUCUCCAGAUGUUCGGCGCCGCUAAAGUGUCCGAGUCCUCGUUCGAGGAGCUCCUGAUGCACAUGACCAACUACAUGGUCCGCAACCGGUUCCCGCACAGACUCAAGAGACGCAUCCUCAAGUACUACGACAUCAAAUUCAACAAAAAGUUCUUCUCAGAAAACGCCAUCCUGAACACGCUAUCGGACCAUCUCCGGAUGGAAGUCCUUCUUUAUAGCUGUCGACACAUGGUUUCGAGUGUGCACAUCUUCAGAGGACUGUCCAAAGCGGCCGUGGGGAGCAUCCUGGCCCUGCUCCACCACGAGAUUUACCUGCCGGGGGACCUCGUCAUGGCGAACGACGACCCCAUGGAGACCAACAAGCUGUUCUUCAUCGCGUACGGGACCUGCGUCAUGCAGACCAAGGCAGGAGUGGAGGCGACCCACAUCGAAGACGGCAACCAGUUCGGGGAGAUCGCGCUGGACCAACGCAACCACAUCAGCGUGUUGUACACGGUGCAGGCGAUCGAAGUCGCCGAGAUCUACUACAUCCACGAGAAGGACUUCCAGUACUGCUGCGCCCGCUACCCGGAGAUCGUCCACAAGAUGUCCGGGCUGCUGAAGGACAAGUUGGAGCAGUACAGGAGGAUGGUCUCGUUGGCGGAGGCGGGCACUGGCGGCUUCUACGGGGCCGACAUCAUCACCGAGCUGAGACUGAAAAGAAUCCUCCACAGGGGCAUCAGGCGCGAGUGGAUGAUGUAG